AUGACAUUGAAAAAUUCUAUGAAUUACUCCCAAAUGGAUUUGUUCUCUACCAUUUAUAACGAUUUGAAAUCUUCUUCACCUCCUUCGUUUCAUAAAGUCAGAAACAACAGCAAGGAUAAACAACAAUAUGAUGAGAAAGGAUGGCCUGUUUACAAAUGUGAGUUUUGUGACAAAGUAUUCACCACUGGCCAAGCACUCGGCGGUCACAAGACUUGUCAUCGCUCCAACAAGCAACAGAUACAUGGUGAUAAGGCUCACAAAACUAUCAAGAUCACUUUCUUUUUAUCUUCUUCUCCAAGUUAUCCUAAUAACGGUGAUGCCAAACUGAAAAGGCAUUCACCUGCUGCAUUGGAGCCUUGUCAACAAGAAGAGUUACCAGCUGUUGACUUGUUGAGUUAUUUGCCACCAAGAUUGUAUAAUACCAAGAAAAGGUGCAGGAGAUAUCUUAUUGAUCAUGGAGUUUCUAAUAAUGCUCCUCCAAUACCGUCGUUGGAUAUGUCUCGCGAAUCAGUUGCGAAUCUUGAUUUAAAUCGUUCUGAGUAUAAGAGGAUGAAAAUUUCAAGCAAUGGGAAUGAAACUGAGAUGAUGCAGAAACCAUUUGUGCCGCUAACAAGUGAUGGUAUUGAUGAAACAGUGGGGAAGGAGGAGAAGAACCUGAGCGAAGGUGAAACAGCGGAGUCAAGAGUUGUUCGAAACUUUGAUUUGAACGAGCUCCCGACUAAUGAUCCUGAAGAAGAAUGA
This is a messenger RNA of Lathyrus oleraceus (garden pea), 741 nucleotides long. RefSeq lists its product as uncharacterized. Lineage: Eukaryota; Viridiplantae; Streptophyta; Magnoliopsida; Fabales; Fabaceae. The transcript has 2 exons. The record is from RefSeq and is a predicted model, not a curated record. Bases 1 to 741 code for a protein of 246 amino acids. Gene Ontology annotation, molecular function: transcription cis-regulatory region binding; DNA-binding transcription factor activity. Gene Ontology annotation, cellular component: nucleus. Gene Ontology annotation, biological process: regulation of DNA-templated transcription.